This is a messenger RNA of Miscanthus lutarioriparius, 324 nucleotides long. Lineage: Eukaryota; Viridiplantae; Streptophyta; Magnoliopsida; Poales; Poaceae. The record is from the annotation of a GenBank genome assembly.
AUGGCCCGCUCCUCCUCGCAGUCGCAGUCCUCCGUCGGCGGCGGCGCCGGCGCGGGCGCGCGCCCGGCCACCGUCGGCCCGCGCGGCACGGCCGCAGCGGCCGCCGGGAUGCGCCGCCGCCGCACCACCUCGUCCGCCGGGGGAGGCGGCUUCUCGGGGGGCGGCGGGAGCAACAUGCUCCGCUUCUACACCGACGAGGCGCCGGGGCUCCGCCUCUCGCCCACCAUGGUGCUCGUCAUGUCGCUCUGCUUCAUCGGCUUCGUCACCGCGCUCCACAUCUUUGGCAAGCUCUACCGCUCCCGCACGGCCGCGGCCUCCGCGUGA